Molecule: messenger RNA, 762 nt
Organism: Fraxinus pennsylvanica
Lineage: Eukaryota; Viridiplantae; Streptophyta; Magnoliopsida; Lamiales; Oleaceae
Source: the annotation of a GenBank genome assembly
AUGGCUCUCCUCUUCAAGGAUCCGAGCAAGCUUUCGGCUUAUAGGGAUAGAAGGUUUCCAGGUACGCAAGAAGAAUUUGAUGAGGUGCUUCAAAAUUCAACCACGGUUUAUGUGGGGAACAUGUCAUUUUACACUACGGAGGAGCAAGUUUAUGAGCUGUUCUCUCGAGCUGGAGAGCUUAAGAAGAUUGUAAUGGGUCUGGAUAAGAAUACCAAAACCCCCUGCGGCUUUUGCUUUUUAAUGUACUAUUCCAGAGAAGACGCUGAAGAUUCAGUUAAAUAUAUCAGUGGGACGAUUCUUGAUGAUCGUCCUAUUCGUGUGGAUUUUGAUUGGGGGUUUCAAGAAGGCAGACAGUGGGGCCGCGGUCGAAGUGGUGGACAGGUACGGGAUGAAUAUCGUACUGACUACGAUCCAGGUAGAGGCGGUUAUGGUAAAUUAGUCCAGAGAGAGUUGGAAUCUCAAAGGCAGCUAGUGGAUUAUGGUGCCGGAUCGUUGGGCUCGUUCCAACCUGUUAUGCCACCUCCUUAUGGUAGACAUGGUGGAAAUCACUAUCAUGGAGGUUCUCACCGGCAUGGCAGAGACUACAACCGCAAGCGAUAUCGGGAAGAUGACAACCGGGAGCCAGAUAUCUCGAAAAGAAGUCCGAACUAUGAUUCUAGGAGGAAUUCUGAUCGUGACUCCAGACCGGAGAAGAAUCCACGAUUUCGUGAGAGCGGUGAUUCUGACGAGGAGGAGGAAGAUGAUGGUAAACAACAUCGCUGA